This is a messenger RNA of Prunus mume (Japanese apricot), 5958 nucleotides long. RefSeq names its product PHD-finger and DNA binding domain-containing protein. The record is from RefSeq and is a predicted model, not a curated record. NCBI's taxonomy places the organism in Eukaryota, Viridiplantae, Streptophyta, Magnoliopsida, Rosales, Rosaceae.
ACACCCCUCUUCUCUCUCUUCGGAGUCAAAACAAGCAGUUUGCUAAUUACUAGAGAGAGAAAGAGAGAAGAAAAAGACCCAAACCAAUAUUCUCUCUCUCUAUGCACGUUGAAGGCAUUUCUAGAGAGAGAAAGUUUCACAAUUUCCGUCUAUCCUCUCUCUUUCUCUCUCUUUCUCUCUCUCUCUCUGUCUCUCUCUCUCUCUCUUACAACGACCCAAAAGGCAACUAGAGAGAGAAAGAGAGAGAAGCUGAGGGUUUUCUUCAUAUUCUUUAAGUUGGUUUGGGCUGUGGAUCAUAGAAAAUGGAGUUCGUGGGCAGAACUGUGAGGAAAGAGUCCAAAGGUUUUGGAUGUUUCACGGGAACAGUGAAAUCGUACUCCCCCUCAUCUGGGUUGUUCGAGGUCGUUUAUGAAGAUGGGGAUUCGGAGGAAUUGAACUUCGCUGAGGUCUCUUUGCUCCUUGGUGGCGGUGAGCCAAACCUUGUUGAGGAAGAAGUCAAGCCGAGCCGCCUAGGCCGAAAGCCCAAGAAACGACGUCGAGUGGAGAGGAAGCGAGAAAUUCGAGGUAAUUCAGGUAAUGCUGCUGAAGUAAUCUUUGGAAAUGAUUCUGGGUUUGGUGGGGAUUUGAAUAAAAAUUGUGAUUUGAGUGACGGGUCUGAGGGAAGACUUGAAAUGGGACAAGCAUUUGGAGGGAAUUUGAGGGAAAGCGUGCAGGUUGAUGGGAAUUUGAAUGACAAUAUUAAUUGUAGUAAGGGGCUUGAUAAAACCCUAGAACAGCAAAGUGUGUUAAAUGUUAAUUGGAAUGGGAAUAGAGUUGAUAAUUUGAAAGAUGAGAUUGAUUUGAAUGCUGAGUUUAAUUUGAAUGGUGAAUGUGACUUAAAUGUUGAUCUUAAUGUUGGUAAGGAGGAAAUUUCAGAAAAAAGAGAUUGUAUUGAUUUGAAUUUGGAUGCGAGUGGUGACUUUGCUCAGAAUCUGAAUGGGGAUAGUUUGGACGGUUCAACUGCGGUAACCCGUGGAACCCAGAGGAGGGGUUGCUAUUUUGAUCUGAAUUUAGAGGUUGAUGAGGAUUUUAAGGAUACAGAGGGUGACUGUGAAGAGAAAUUCAAGGUUUGUCCCAAGUUUGAGAUGAUUGAAGAAAAUCAAAAGAAAGAGAGGAGCGGAGAUACUGAAGAAAAGGUUAUCGAAGAUGGUAAUGCCAAUGAGACCUGGAAGGAAGUGUAUAUUGAUAUUACUGAAGAUAAUCCCAUGACAAGUGUUGGCGAUCUCUUUGAUUGUGCUGCUGCUGAACGACUUAAUAAUCAAAAUAGUUGUUCCAGCGGAGAUUUGAAGGCUGACAAUUCUCUUGGGGUUUUAGAUACUAGCUGCAUGAAGGAUUGUGGUUUGGUGGAAGUACUGGUCAAAGAUAGUCUUUCCGAAGCUCGCACUCCAGUGAUUCAUGGCGAUUCAGGAGGUCCAAACAUUCAAAGAAGUAGCCGUAGAAAGAGAAGAAAACUACUGGAUAAUUUGAAAUCUACUACUACAGAGACAGUUUUGAGGAGAAGUACUCGCAGAGGGUCUGCUCAAAAUCAUAACUCCAUCACAUCAUUGUCUGUCAGUGAUCCAUUGUCCUCUUCUGCAGUUAGUGCAAUAACAGAGGAAAAACCAGUGAUUUCUGGCUGUGAAGAGACUGAAAAGCCUAGUGUUCUUCCUCAGGGGCUGGAGUUACCUCCUUCAUCAGAACAUUUAAAUCUAGAUGGAAUUCCCAUACUUGACCUUUUUUCAAUUUAUGCUUGUUUAAGAUCAUUUAGCACUCUAUUAUUUCUGAGCCCCUUCAAGUUGGAGGAUUUUGUGGCCGCACUGAAGUGCAAGUCACCAAGCUCAUUAUUCGAUUAUGUUCAUCUUUCUAUUUUGCAAACACUGAGAAAACAUUUGGAGUGGCUUGCAAAUGAUGGUUCCGAAUCUGCUUCUGAUUGUCUGAGGAGUCUCAAUUGGGAUUUGCUCGACUUGAUUACAUGGCCAAUUUUUAUGAUUGAGUAUUUUCUGAUCCAUGGUUCGGGACUGAAACCUGGUUUCGAUCUCAGUUGUUUCAAGAUAUUCAAAACUGACUACUAUGAACAACCUGCUUCUGUAAAGGUUGAGAUACUGAAGUGUCUAUGUGAUGAUUUAAUAGAAGUGGAAGCCAUAAGGUCGGAGAUUAAUAGAAGGUCUUUGGCAGCUGAGCCUGACAUUGUUUUUGAUCGAAAUGUAAGCUAUGAGGUUUGCAAGAAAAGGAAGGCUCCAGUGGAUAUUGCUGGUAUCACUUAUUUGAAUGAUGAGGUUGUUGAUGACAUCACUGACUGGAAUAGUGAUGAAUGCUGCCUCUGUAAGAUGGAUGGGAGUUUAAUAUGCUGUGAUGGUUGUCCUGCUGCGUACCACUCAAAAUGUGUUGGAGUUGCUAAUGAUCUUUUGCCGGAGGGUGACUGGUAUUGCCCUGAGUGUUCAAUUGACAGGCAUAAACCUUGGAUGAAACCACAAAAGUCACUUCGAGGGGCAGAGUUAUUAGGAAUUGAUCCUCGUGGUCGGCUAUUCUUUAAAAGCUGUGGUUACCUUUUAGUAUCAGAUUCUUGUGACACUGAAUCCAAAUUCAACUACUACCACAGAGAUGAUCUGAUUAAAGUUAUCAAAGUGCUCAGGUCUUCAGAUUUUUUUUAUGGUGGGAUAUUAGUGGAAAUCUAUAAGCACUGGGAUAUUCCUGUUAGCUUUAAUGGAGCAAAUAGUAACAUUGGCUGCUCAGUACCCCAAGACCCAUCGGCAUUUCCAGAAACAUGUGCUGUUAAGAAUGAGACUUAUGAGGCUAGAAAACUGCAAGAGAAUUCUUGUAAUAUUGGCUCGGAUGUUUCCAAGUCUAUUAACUUGUUAGAUUCAAUGACUGUGACAGCAAGUCCAAAUAUAACUUCUGAAGGAUCAGCUGAAACCAUACAAGUGCAAAGAAGGUCAGUCAUUCAGUACGAUUCAGAUAGACCUGCUGAUUUUUUAAAUCAAUCAGAUUUGGUGGGGAAACUUUACCCUGAAGAUUGUUCUUUGACAUCUACUUCUAUAACCACUAGAAAAAGGGACACUUCAGAAGUACAUUGUGGGAUUGGUUACAUGAACUGUUACAGUUUUGGCCAAAUUGCUUCGUCUGUUGCAGAGGAGUUGACGCGUAAAUCAUCUGACAAAAUUAAGGAAGAUACAAUAAUAACAGAAGAGGAAAUAAUAUCAGCACAGAUGAAGACCAUUUUAAAAAAAUCUUCCAAAUUUUCCGGGCCGAAUGUUGGGAACCUUAAUCUAGAUGCACAGAAAGAGAAAUGUGGUUGGUGCUUCUCUUGCAAAGCUCCUGCUGAUUAUGGGGAUUGCUUGUUUAUCAUGAGUAUGGGGCCUGUUCAGGAUGUUUCUAAUAGUAAUAUAACUGGCUUUCAAUCCAAAAGGAACAAGGACGGCCAUCUUAAUGAUGUCAGGUGUCAAAUCCUAUCCAUUCAUGAUCGCCUGCAGGGACUUCUUCUGGGCCCAUUGUUGAAUCCCCACCACAGGGAACUGUGGCGUAAAAGUCUUCUUAAGGCAUCUGAUCUUGCCUCUAUUAAACAUUUACUGCUCAUGUUAGAGGCAAAUCUGCAUCAUCUUGCACUUUCAGCAGACUGGUUGAAACAUGUAGAUUCUGUUGUUACCAUGGGUUCAGCUUCUCAUGUUGUGACUUCUUUACGUGCAUACUCAAAGAAUGUUAUUAACAGAAAGAGGCCCAAGUGUUCAGAUAUUGAGCCCACCCCCACUUCAAAUGCUGCCAGUGGAUUAGGAAUGUUUUGGUGGAGGGGUGGUAGGCUUUCUCGUCAGGUGUUCAGUUGGAAGGUUUUGCCUCGUUCCUUGACAUCCAAGGCUGCCAGACAAGCUGGGUGUUCAAAGAUACUGGGUAUAUUAUAUCCUGAAAAUUCAGAAUAUGCGAAGAGAAGCAAAUCUGUUUCUUGGCAAGCUGCUGUUGAGGCAUCGACUAGUGCAGAACAGCUUGCUUUGCAGGUUAGAGAACUUGAUUUGAACAUUAGAUGGAAUGAUAUUGAGAAUUCAUACCCUCUCCCUACGUUGGACAAAGAAUCUAGAAAAUCAAUCAAGCUGUUCAAGAAAGUUAUUGUCCGCAGGAAGUGUUCUGAAGGGAAAGUGGUUAACUAUCUUCUUGAUUUUGGCAAGAGAAGAGGUAUUCCUGACAUUGUCAAGAAACAUGGUUCUGUGCUUGAAGAACCGUCUAGUGAGAGGAAAAAGUAUUGGCUGGAUGAAUCAUAUCUUCCUUUGCAUCUUUUGAAAAGCUUUGAGGAGAGAAGAAUUGCCCGCAAGUCCAGUGAUGUGAAGUCUGGUAAAGUUAUUGAGGUCGGUAGAGUAGGAAAGAGGCCCAGGGAAAAAAAGGGAUUUAUGUAUUUGUUUUCAAAAGCAGAAAGAUCUGAGUAUCAUAAAUGUGGACAUUGCAACAAAGAUGUCCUGAUGAGGGAAGCUGUGAGCUGCCAGUACUGCAAAGGUUUUUUCCACAAAAGGCAUGCCAGGAAAUCUGCUGGGGCCGUUGUUGCUCGGUGUAAAUAUACAUGCCACCGAUGCCAGAAUGGGGUGUGUACGAAGAUUGACACAAAAAGAAGGAAAGUUGAAACAAAAGGAGGGAAAGUACAGUCACAGAAAUGUAAGAAUUCUCAAACAGAACGCAGAUCGUUGCGUUUGAAAAACAACAAAAAAGCUUUAGCUGGAGGACAGCAACUAAGAUUGAAAAAUAGCAAAAAAAUUCCAGCAUCUGUACCUCUACGUCGUUCUCCUAGGAAAGUUAAAUGCUUGCCAUUGCAAAACAAAAAGCGUAGCAAACGCAAGAAAGGGAAAAAAAGCAAGUCCAAUACGAGGACAUGUAAGAAACCAAAGAGAGUUACUUCUUGGCAGAAGAAGAGAACACAAGUUUGUCACAGUUACUGGCUUAAUGGUCUUCUGUUGUCUAGAAAGCCAAAUGAUGAACGUGCUAUGCUUUUUAGGGAUAAAAAACUCCUUGCGCAUUCUGGAUGUUCGCCUGUCAUUCUUGAUCAACUCAAAUGCCCCCUUUGUUGUGAAGCAAGUUAUACGUCUGCUUUAAAUUAUAUUUCUUGUGAAAUAUGCAGAGUGUGGUUCCAUGCUGAGGCUUUUGGACUGAGUUCAGAGAACAUUGAUAAGCUUAUUGGAUUUAGGUGCCACAUGUGUCGUCAAAGGAACCCUCCUGUCUGCCCCCAUCUGGUAGUUGUGAAAACUGAUGUGUCCCAGUUGGCUGAAGCUCAAAAUGAUGCUGGAGUUGACUUUUCUGAGGAAGUACCUAACACAGUCCCGCCUUUAAGUGAGAUCACAUGCAAUUGAAUACUUUUGGCAUUUCAAGAUGGGUACUUCAAUGGGUUGAAGCAUCUUCAACUCAAGAUUUUCAACGACAUUGAAGUAAAAUUUCAUAGGAAAUGCGUCGCAAGGCAAAGUGCUUUCCUAUGUGAUGAAGCGAAGCCAUGUAUAUCAAGAACCAUCAGAAAGAGCAAUGAACUGACAGGAAGCCGAAGUGGUUUCUAAUUAUUUUUUUAAGUGUUCUGUUUCUAACAUGUAAAGCAUUUGACGACAGUUGCAACACCUGAGGCUGGCGACGUUUAGAUUUGAUUGUAGAAGCUCCUGCAUUUUCCAUCAUGUAUGAGGCAGGGUGAUAUGGUUUGAUAUUAGUUCAUUUAGCCGAGACUAACAAUGAUUAUUGAAUUUGCAAUUGAAAUUGUGUAGACAGAAGAGAACUAGUUUGGUUUUAGCCUUUAGGAGAUGGUAGACCAUAGACGCUAGUGCAACCAAUUUAUUCCUUCAGUCAAAGUAACUGACGGUAACAGCAGUUAGAUUUUAGACUACUCGUAGAUUAUGACAGACGGCUUCUCAAGUUUGUUUGAGCUUCUGUGGAUGGCUUUGGUUGUCUGCUUGGUUUGUAUUGUUACAACUUACAAUGAUAUAUGGG